CUAUAGGUGUGCAACUUGGCGCUGACGUCAUUAAUGGAUUACUCUUUGAUUAUUCCGUUUGGCCCUGCUGCCCUGCGCGCUACUGACGCACUGGUUGGAAGUGGGUCGGCUUUGGAUUAGUGAGUGAAGGUUGUAGUUUGGAUGCUGGUUGAAGGAGCAGACUGUCUGCCUGUGCAUGGUUACAGUUUGUCUCAUUCAAACUACAGACUGGAAGCUUUCCUUCCUGCUUGUCACCUGCCCCCCCUGAAAUUGUCCUCCUGUCCUUAUUUCACCAUCUGGAAGCUCCACCUUUGCAAUAUGGCAGAGGCCCUAGCUUCCACCUCCUCUGAGGAUGGCCUGCCUCUGCAAUGGAAACUUUCCAAUCAACGAAGCCGGAAAUCUGGAUGCUCCAACAUCUUUACAGGACUCAACCUGCACCAGCUGCACAGGCUGUUUAGAACAGCAGGAGACAGGGACGCUGAACAUCGGGCUAAGCUGGUGUGGCGAGGGAUGGAUGCAGAUAUAGAGGGUGCACAGGAGGUGAAGGAGGAGGAAGGGGAGGACAGCAAGGAAGAGGCAGGGCUGGCCCAGGCCUUGGUGGGGCUCCGAGUACGAGCGAGGAACAAAUCUGGUAUCAGAGCGGAGGGACACCGAGACCACAAGGGGCUGAGAGCAUCAGGUUAUCUCAGGAUUGAGGAGUCAUUAUCCGGCAACCCUGUCGAGGAUGAGGAGGCUGACAUAGGGCACAGUUCUGCGACUGAGGAAGACAUCUCAGAGAACCAAAACCCCUUUAAACCCUCCUCGUGGAGGUUAGGUGUGGCAAGACAUGAGGGUGUGGGUCCCUCUGAACGCUACCUUCACCGCAUCAUCCACUAACAAUGACUAAAUGGACGGAACUGUGUUCAACACAUAGUGGUGGAAGCCAAAGUCAUGAAAUACAGGAUUGAUUCAACAUGAAAGGGCACACUGUAUUAUUACUGUCAGCACCUUCCGCUAAUAUGUACUCUACAUGUUAGACUCCAGCAUAAAGAAAUACCGGAGAACUUGGGUAAAUCUGGGGAAUAGUCCAAAAAUUUAAAUGUGUGUCUGCUCCAAUGCACACAUGAUUGGUGUUUCAAUUGCCAGAUAACUCAUGAUGUAUUAUCACUAUCAUCGUAACAGGAUAUUGAACACUGGAUCAAGAUCACUUUAACAGCAUUUGUAGCGGGAAUGUUUUGUGUUUUUGUGACUUAAUACUAAAAUAAACUUCUAAAUGAAGAUGC
Messenger RNA from Etheostoma spectabile (orangethroat darter), 1241 nucleotides. It is a transcript of the gene avpi1, whose product is annotated as arginine vasopressin induced 1. Lineage: Eukaryota; Metazoa; Chordata; Actinopteri; Perciformes; Percidae. The transcript has 3 exons. The coding region runs from base 142 to 855 and encodes 237 amino acids. The record is from RefSeq and is a predicted model, not a curated record.